AGUGUGAUUCGCUUGUGGUUAGGUAUUCUUACGUUGGUCACUGGCCAUUUAAAUUACUGAUUUGCGCUCAUCAACAGCAUCGGUUACUCGUGUUGUUGAAAUUACAUCAAAUAUUUCGUCAAUCUUCUAUUAAUAUCAUUAUCGUCGUCUGUAUAAUGUUUGUGUGCUUGUGAUGGACCCUCCAGCCCGCAUGCUGUUCUGGCCAAGCUGUCCCUCAGCUGCCCCCGUCCGAGGGCCGCCUUCUCACUGCCCCGAGUCCCGAGGUGGAGGUUCUUCCCUCACUUCACAUCAUUCCAGGAACUCCACGAACCGCUGUCGCGCCAACAUCCAUGCCCCAGCAACUUCACCAACAUCCAUAGUCGACUCUUUGAGUUUUAGGAUCUCAUCAUUCAAGCCACUUCCGUUGUGCUCCAAUUUUGGCCAAUCAGACGUCAAGAAUCAAGAAAAGUUCUCAAGUGAUUUAUUGUUGAAUAGAAUCAAUCAUAAACUCGUGUGUAAUUUAGGCGUAGAAAUGUGUUAUGUCUUUUAAGAAAGUUUAUUGUAAACGUGUUCAGCUUGUUAUUUACUCGUCAUAAUCUCGUGAUAGUAUGGAAAACAAUACACUGAACGAUAUCGGCGACACGUCUAGCUCGAAUCACGUACAAACCUCGAAGGAAAGCACAUGCGGCGAAUUCAAUGAGCACUCCAGACACGAUUCAGGUGUAGACUGCGCUGGCGAUGAAGCAAGGCUGCUUCAGUGCAAUAACUCUCAAAAUUCAAUUUCCAACUCGCCUUUAAAAAACGGAGACGAGGGUUUAGCGCCUACGCUUGAUAUUUUUGAAGUGCGGAUACCAGAGCCAAGAGACACAGAGCAGUCGAAAAUUGAGGAUCUUAUCGUAGAAACGAAACGAAACGCUAAUGGUUAUUCCGAUUUCAAAACGGGCGAGAAAGUUUCAUCGUCGGCUGCGAGGAUAACACCAGAAUCGGAUUCGUGUUUUGGUCAAAAUUUUAGGUUUGGUCAAGAGCAAUACGAGAACUGUCCUCUAGUCAAGGCAGGCAUGGGUGCGCCUGACUUUGUCGGCGAUGUCUGCAAAUACCAGCACACGGUCAAUAAUCUGGAUGCAAAUUCAGAUCCUGACGCAUCUGACCAAGAAAUUCCCACUUCUUCGUCUUUCUUGCUCGAUAAGUCUUCUGGGUCAGUGCACUUCAAGUCCUCUAAUGGGAGCUGCUUAAGAGGAGGUGCUAAAGGAGGAGGCAGCACUUCAAGCGGUCCGCAUGUGCAGUUUGAAACACCUACUCCUAGUCAAGACGAUCUCUUCGACGAAAGUACUGAGUUCCUAAGGGCGCGAGUCAUGCGUAGUGGAAUAUUGCCCGCUGGAAAUGAAGGAUCAGCUUAUAGAACUUCAAGUUCAGGACGUCGUAAAAAACGCCAGCGUCACAUUUCGGGUUCUAGUACCACUAGUGUUGGUUCUAGUGCAUCCGGGACGUCCGAGGCCAGCGAACUACACCGAAAAGCCCCAGAUGGAGGAUGGGGAUGGGUAGUUGUUGCAGCAUCAUUCUUCGUGCACUGCAUUGCGGAUGGCGUUACCAUGUCGUUUGGCGUUCUCUUCAUCGAGUUCUUAGACGUGUUCAGGGAGAGCAAGUCUUUCACCUCUUGGGUGGGGAGUUUGUUCAUGGCUAUUCCUCUUCUGGCUGGACCUCUGGCAUCUUUGCUUACUGAUCACUUCGGGUGCCGUAAAGUCACAAUCGUCGGAUCUGUGAUCGCUUCCGUAGGUUUCUUACUUAGUGCUUUUUCUAAUUCUAUUUUGGUUUUACUUAUCACCUUGGGGCUCAUAACUGGCCUAGGCUUAGCUGUUUGUUACGUGGCUGCAAUUGUGAUCGUCGCUUUCUAUUUCGAGAAGAAACGUUCCCUGGCGACUGGUAUCGCUGUGGCCGGCAGUGGUAUUGGAACUUUUAUUUUUGCUCCUUUCAUUCAAUAUUUGAUAGAGAAUUGGGGUUGGCGUGGUAGCCUCAUAAUUUUGGCGGGCGUUUUUCUCAACAUGUGCGUAUGCGGAUCGCUUAUGCGAGAGCUUCCGUGGAUAAAAAAGAAAGCAUCUAAGCGUUCUAAUGUAGAGAAUGCUUACCAUCGAAACGGUUCAUCUUCGCAUUCAUCGGAAUCACUAAGUGAUGAUGAAGUUCUGGGCGAUUCUCGUCACUCGUGUCCUCCAAUCAAUGAACUGAGAAAAAUUCUUCAGUCAGGCGACAUAACUGAAUUUCUCUCGCCUGGCAACUCGCCCACUAAAUUCACGCGAUCCUCGUCAAUGUUGCUUUUUCCAACGUUCCUCAACAGAACUCAAACUCUUCCUCUUGAUUUCUUCCCGUGUCUAAAUUCGCGAGCAAAUGCUUUCGAAGUUAUUUCUCAGCUGUACCCUCAUCUGCUGUCGUCCUCCUUGAGUGAGCAAAUGGACAUUUUACCUCCUAUUCUCUCCGACACUCGCCUCAACGUCACCAACAACUCGGACGUCGCACACGUGCCGACUGAGCGCCGCGACAGAGUCACCACCGCAUUCCCUCCUGUCAAUCGGGCCGUCUCGGUGCCAGCAAGCAGUCCCGCAGCCCCAGUCUUCAACUCCGUGACCAAGAGUCCGCCUGGCGCGCCCCAAACAUCGCCUGCGAGGAACAAGUCACGUCCUCGUCACGCGGACCUGCCCAUCACCAGCAGCCGCAAAGGUUCUCUCUCUCCUGAGAAACGCACGGCGCUGCACGACGCUGUCGACCGGCGGGCGAGUAUUGCGGUGGGGGCGACGGAAGACGGCCGCUGCCGCCCCCCGCUGGCCACACCCGUCCCCCAGCACAACAGAAAUGCCAGACAGUCGAUGACAUUCAGAGGCGCGAUGCUCCACAUUGACCGCUACAAGGCUCGGUCCUCCUCCUGCCCCGACAUCUACAGGACCACGAGGGUCACCAUCGACCACUCCUCUGAGAAGUAUUUCUCUCACCAGAAGCUGCGCAACCUGAAAGACGUGCUCAAAGACUGCACAAAAUUACCAUACUGCUCCGACCCCGGCUACAUAAUAUUCUCGCUGUCGAAUUUCAUCCUUUACCUGUUCUACGACACCGUCUACAUGUACCUCGUCGACUACGCCAUUGAGAACGGCCUACAUCAGGACCGCAGUGCCAGCCUCAUCUCCAUCAUCGGCAUCCUCAACUGCAUCGGAAUGGUGGGCAUGGGAUACAUCGGAGACAAAGAGUGGUAUCCUCUGAUGAUAAUAUACAACUUAUCAAUGGUGAUCUGCGGCGUGGCCAUCAUUAUGAUGUCUUUGGUAACGCACUUCCUGACGCUAGCUGUUCUCUCGGCCGUGUUCGGUUUCUUCAUAUCUGCAAACUACGCCUUGACUUCCGUCAUCCUCGUCGACCUCAUCAGCCUGGACUGCUUCACCAACGCUUACGGCUUCUUGCUGCUGACGCAAGGCCUCGCCAACCUCUUCGGUCCGCCUCUUGUUGGUCUCAUGCGCGACUACUCCGACGACUACGUCCUGCCUUUCGUCGUGUCUGGAGUGUUCAUCAUCUUGAGCGGCCUGAUGCUCUUCCUCAUCCCUUUAUUCAAGUCUUCCAGCGACCUCAAGAAGUCCACCGCUACCUCCCUUAUCGACGGCAGCUCCUCUCAUCUGGGCUCCAAGAUUGGAGAUUUCGCUUCCAAAGAAACCAUUCUAACCUGCAAGGAGAACUCAAAGCCUAUGUUUGAUGAUGUUUAAAGGAAUUUUUUUAUCAAACCAAAUUUAGAAUGCCUAAGUUACUGUUCUUCGUGCACCGUAUCGAAUGUAUUUUGAUAAGUAUCUCAGAUGCGCAGUUGUAUCAAUUAUUUUAUGCAAUAUGAGAUGUUAUGAAUAAUUCUCAACAAUGAAAACUUGGUUGAGGUCACAAGCGCCAGCUGUUGCGGCGCGAAGCUGCCUAUCCAACUACAAGAUGUGCUUUAGAAUGAACACGCACGUACAAGCCAUUGUACUCAGUUUUUUCCUCAUCGUGUCGAUUUAAGAUUAUUAGUUAUUUAAAAUUAUAGGACAAGAAUAUUAUCUUAUUUAAUAGAUGAGCAUUUAUCAAGUUUACGCAAUGUUAGAAUUACGAUGAACAUUAUUAGGCUAUAUAUAAAAAAUUAUCUCUCAUUCUUCGGAUGCGAUCAGGACUAUGGAAACACGGUGCUUCAGUUCAUGUCCCUUCUCUUUAACCCUAGCACAAAUAAUUUCAAUGUUCUGUAUUUUAAUCUAAGAAAUUCCGGCCAAGGAAGAGACAAUCGCUUUUCAUCUCAGUGGGUCAUUAUUAUUCAGGCUCUAUUCAUUUAAGCUCCAGCCAAUGGUGUCAUGGCGUCUGGGUUUUCAAUGAACGAGGCUUGUUAUAUUCACUUAUUUUGGGACCUUAAUAAUGUUCAUUGGUACUUAUGUCAUAACUACCAGGAUGAGAAUUGUCUUCAGCUCUGAAGAGGUAAAUACGGAAUAAUUUUCUUGGUGAAUUCAAACCUAUAUUCAACAUUUAUAAGCCGGAUGCCAUUCUUCCUGAAUGAGUAUGUCAAUAACGAUCAGCUGAACAGCAAUCGUGUCGCCGUCAUGUUCCUCUUUUCCCUUGUAUCCACCACCCAGAAGACGAGCUUCUGAACUUACAUUCGCUUAGCUGGGAUUAUCAUGGACGUCGGUGCUUAGGAUAAAGAUUCGAAGAGAAGUGUAAGUAGAUGGCAAAAUGAGGUGUAAUUAUACUACUAUAACGACCGUAUGCUACCAUGAACACUGUCUUAGUGGUCGCGGAGUAAGUAGUUAUGGGACAACCGUGUGUUAACGUGGGUAUAUACCGUCGCAAUACAUUAUAUAAUGUUUAAUUCAUUAUAUAAUGUU
This is a messenger RNA of Hyalella azteca, 4841 nucleotides long. RefSeq lists its product as uncharacterized. Gene Ontology annotation, biological process: monocarboxylic acid transport; transmembrane transport. The record is from RefSeq and is a predicted model, not a curated record. NCBI's taxonomy places the organism in Eukaryota, Metazoa, Arthropoda, Malacostraca, Amphipoda, Hyalellidae. The transcript is spliced from 7 exons. Gene Ontology annotation, molecular function: monocarboxylic acid transmembrane transporter activity. The coding region runs from base 588 to 3713 and encodes 1041 amino acids.